Molecule: messenger RNA, 1791 nt
Organism: Hirsutella rhossiliensis
Lineage: Eukaryota; Fungi; Ascomycota; Sordariomycetes; Hypocreales; Ophiocordycipitaceae
Product: FAD binding domain-containing protein
Exons: 2
Coding region: 1-1791 (596 amino acids)
Molecular function (GO): FAD binding; oxidoreductase activity
Source: RefSeq, a predicted model, not a curated record
AUGCGGAGCCAUACCCUCGUUGCGCUGGCCUCGGCCGUCCUUGCCGGGUCGGCUAAAGCCCAGAUCGCGGACGGAUCGACGGCCCAGGCGCCUGAAAACUGCAGAUGCGUCCCCGGACAACCGUGUUGGCCAUCGAACGAGGCAUGGGCCGCCUUUAACACCACGGUUGGCGGCAAUCUCAUCAAGUCUGUUCCUCUCGCACAAUCUUGUUACGGCGACUCCCGCGAUGUCGGGCAAUGCGAGAAGGCCGAAGAAAUGUGGACAAAUGACGCCUUUCAGACAGCACAGCCCCUAGGUAGAUACUAUCCGUUAAACAUGACUUGCCCGCCUCGUAAUGCAAACCAGACUGCCGGGACCUGCACGCUGGGGAAGCUCCCCCAAUACGCCGUCGACGCAACAGACCGCCAGUAUAUCAAUGCGACUCUUAAAUUUUCCCAAGACAAUAACCUUCGGCUCACCGUCGCAAACACGGGGCACGAUCUAAUCGGGCGCUCCGACGGCUUUGGAAGCCUGGCUAUCUGGGUGCGCAACCUCCGCAACGAUAUCAUAUUUCAGCCCAACUUCACGUCAGCUACCCAGUGCAGCAGGUCAAACUGGACUCAUAACGCCUUCCACAUUAACGGAAUGUACCAGUGGGGUGAUGUCAACAAAAAGGCAAAGGAGCUAAACGUCGUCGUCGUAAGCGGUGGCCACGCGACCGUCGGUGCCAACGGAGGCUGGCUGUUUGGCGGCGGUCAUGGACCGGCGACGCGGACCUACGGGCUCGGCGCCGACCAACUGCUCGAGGCCGAGGUCAUGCUCGCCGACGGCAGCGUCGUCAUCGCUAACCACUGCGAGAACGCUGAUCUCUUUAAGUCCCUGCGCGGCGGUGGUCCUGGCUACGGCAUUGUCCUUAGCACCAAAGUUAAGGCUUAUCCCAACGACAAGAAGCUAAGGGCUCAUAAGCUUAUAAUGAUGCCGAAGGGGGCGCCUGCAAACGGCACGCAUAUCCUAGACUUUGCGUCUGGCAUGUUGCAGGCUCUGCCUUCCCUCAAUGAGGCUGGAUAUGCCGGUUAUGUGGUUUGGAACCGCGGCUUUUACUACCACAAUCUAUACAUGAUGGGCGAAGGGCUAGAAAGGGCAAACCAAACAUACGGGCCCGUGCGCGAGAAGCUGGCUUCAUUUCAGGGCCAACUUAACGUUAUUAACGACAACUUCAUAACUUACGGCGACUAUUGGUCCUUUUACGAGGCCGAGCUAGGGAAAGGUCUCUUCCCCGGCCAGACGUUGCUGAUGACGUCUCGCAUGCUGGACAACCAGUCGGUCGCGGACCCCGUUCGCGUCCGCAACACGGUCGAGACUGUGAGCGGCCCACUUGGAGAGGAUAACCUUAACCUCAUCCUGCUUCUCUCGGGCGGCAAGGUCUUUGAAGACGCCGCCGACCAGUCAUCGGGCCUGCACCCUGCCUGGCGUACAUGUCCCAUGGUGCACAUCGCCAUGCGAAACAUCAAUCACACUCAGACACUCACAGCGGCCGAGCGCAAGGCCAUCGCCGACGACAUUACCUUUACCAAGGGCAAGGCCCUCAAGCAGCUCGCCCCUAGCACGGGAGGAUACAUGAACGAGGGCGAUGGUGGCGACCCCGAGUACAUGACUACCUUUUACGGUGAGGCCAACUACCAGAUUCACCUGGCUGCCAAGAAAAAGUAUGACCCCAAUCAUGUGUUCUACUGUCCGACGUGCGUCGGCGCCGAGCAGUUCGUCGAACAGCCGGAUGGGGCGCUCUGCAGGGCGCCGUCGACAGGGCCGUGA